AUGGCCGGCUACGAGCGAUUAGGGCAGCUGCUCGGCGGCGUCGAUGGGCCCAAUGGCGCAGACGUAUCGCGCGCCACCUCGCCCGGCGCAGAUUGGGAAGAUAGCAACGGCGAUGCCAACGCCAAAGGACGUCCCAACCGCGUCCGGCCUCGCACGUUCCCCUACACCAAGUACCUGCCUUACGAUACCGAGUCCGACGCCGAGCGGUUAGAAAAUCUGAACACCUGCAUAAAGCACCUCUACGUCGCUGUGUCUGCUGGGGACUUCUCGCCCGGUGCUGUGCACUGGACCCGCGAGAUACGCGGAUGGCUGUCCCUCAAGUUCGAUUUGCCCCGCGACGUCCGCGUCAGGCUCAUCAAGCUCUACUACGAGCUUGCUCUGGCGCCGGGUUUGGAUAUUCUGGUGGCAGAGAGGUUCGCCAGCAUGUUCAUGGUUCUCACCAAGCGCAAGCACUACCUACGCCCCGGUAAGGACCUCAUUCUCGAUUGGAGGCCACUUUAUAAGGAGCUUAAGAACUACGUGCUACCCUCCGAGUCUGGAUCCUCGACCAUGACCAACUUCAGGAGGAACAUCCGAACUGUCACGAAGCUAUGUACUUUCGCACAGUUAUACUUUGAUCCUCAAGAGAUCCCAGCUAUGCUGGAGGAGUUCCUGCCUUUCUUCAGUACUUCUUUCUCCGAAGGCGCGUAUGUGGUUGUAGGAUUGCUGAACUUGAUUCUGCCCACAACACCCGCACCCGCGGAUCGCCCAGACCUCCAACCACAACAUUACCUGCCAACUUUCUUCCACCUUUGGUCGCUCGUGAACCGGUCUCGCCUGUUCGAUGUCCAUUUCAUAGACAUCUGCUCUAGGCUCGCCCGCGACUCUCUCUCCUCCAAGUCCAUACCUUUCUCCGAGUAUGGCUUAUUCACCAGGGAUCAGUCGCAACUGAUCUUCACUGCUAUUCUCCGGCUGCUCGAGAUCCCGGUGGGCCAGUCGACUUCUCCAUACAGUUCAAGCGUCGAUGCCGGUGCCGGGUUAGCGAUUAUGCUGGAUAGAGAUCAACGGAAGCAUCCCAUCGCGCACCACGUCGCUCGAUGGAUUGUAAUGUCGCUCUCUCCAGCUUGUCUGGACAAGCCGGAUUCGAUAUUGGCAAGGUUAGAAGGACUCAUCCAGGCUGUGGAAACUUUCUACCAUCCAUCAAACUCUGGAAGUUGGACAAAGACAUUGUCUCAGCUUGUCUACUACCUUGCGGAUUUCUUCGUUAUGCGGUGGAACCGGGAGCACAGCGGGGAGAUGGAGGUCCCGGAGGAGAGGCGACUCAAUGAUGCGAUCAAGAAGAGGUUUGUCCUGUGUCUUCGGGACGUCAUCUUCAUGGGAAUCUUCGCAAAGAGCGGAACGGCAAUCAAUUUCUCCUUGUCCACGUUGCAGUGCCUGGCGUAUCUUGAGCCCAACCUUAUCCUACCCGGGGCUUUGCAGCGCAUCUAUCCCGCAAUGCAAGGCUUGGUCGAGGUCCACCGAACCAUCUCAUCAAUCAGAGCCCUGCACAUGCUUUCGAAGACGAUGGUGAGGACCAAGGGUUACCGCUGUCACAUCACAACUCUCCUCGGUCUUGCUCUUCCUGGUAUUGACGCCAACGACCUGGAGAAGACUCUGCAUACCCUUAGUUACAUACAGUCCGUCUCCUACAUUAUUCCCUUUCACGACCUUACCAAGGAGAGGAGGCCACACCCAAAUGGCGCUCUCUCCAUUGAAAACGGUGGAAUAGUAGAAAAGCGAGGCUCUGGAACCGUUACCCCCAUGCCCGAACAGGAGAGCACCCCGGAUCUUGCCCUGCAAUGGAUUGCUUCCCAGGUUGACCGUCUUGAAAGGGAAGGCGCUGGCGUCGAAUUUGAUUACGAAAAGGAACUUUCUGACCAGGAAGAGGAGGCUAUUUUGAGAUCAUCGACCACCGGAUUCGCGGAGUUUGUCAUUACUUUCCUCGGCCGUGUCUUUACUCUCCUCGAGAACCUUCCCGAUGCAUCCCGCGUUAGGAGUGGUUCGCCAGAGGAAAACGUGGUUAACACUCUUCCGGCUGCCUUUACGCCUUUGCUGGCCGCUCUUUCUCCUGAACUCUUCGAUAUUGCCUUGGACAAAAUCGCAAAUUUCGUUACGAACCAUGUUAUCCAUCAAGCGAGGGAUGCGAUGGCUUUCAUCUGCAACGGACUCGUCAAGGUCAACCCUCAAAAGACGCUGAAGAGACUUCUGCCUGACCUUUUGGCUGGCAUUCGCACAGAGAUUGGGGAGAAUGGUGCAGGAUCAUCGAGGACUACUGGCUCGGAGGUCCUCCCCAAGGACAGAGCUCUGGUCUGGAACAUCAGCUUGCUGAGCAUGUGUGUUGUUCACGUCGGUGACGCCGUCCUGGAGUACAAGGACGAGCUGUUCGAUAUUGCCAAGUACAUGCAGGAGCACUGUCGUGGAAUCCCCACUGUGCACGUCUCAAAUUUCAUCCACCACCUGCUCCUCAAUCUCACCUGCAUUUACACGGUCGAUUAUUCUCUCUACGAACCGACUGAGGCUCAGCGCGGUCUUACCGUCAACGAUUGGGGAUGUAUGCCGGAUGCGAAGGACAUCAGCGUCAAAUGGCAUGUGCCCAACACCGGUUGCAUCACUUUUGCGGUCGAGCUAUUCCAGUCACAAGUCAAGAGCGCCAUGGAAGCCCUCAACGCACUCACAGGGGAUAGUUCGCCUGUGAAGCGUGAUGGUACUGGAAAGGAGUGGUCUGACGAGGUUUCACGAAACCUCGUAUUACUCCGCCUGAUCAUCUCUGGCGUCUCGGUACUCUUCGACUCCAAGUACCCCGCACCAUCUCCACAGAAGCACAAAGAAGGGAGCGACGUCGACAUGGACGACGAUUCGGAAGAAGGCAUCGAUAACGAGCUGGGAGAAAGCGAGGACGAUGAGUCAAGACCAACCUUCCAGUACGAAGUUGGUUACCCAUGGAUUCGCGACAAGUCGAACGAGCAGUACCGCCUCCUACACGAAUUGCGGCAGGAGGUUGGCUACACUCUCCAUCGCAUCCACCAGUUCCUCGUUGAAAAGCAAGAGGACGACGUUCCCUGUUUCAAUGCCUUGUACAAUGCCUACCGGUCAUGGUUCAUCGACGUGGGGAUCGAGAGGUCCGCACACGUCCUAGACCGGGUUACUCGACUCCUUGCAGCCGAUGUUCACCCAUUCAAGGUCAGCGGGCUCAGGAAGGAAUACCCGAGGCCUCUUCUUGUAAGACGUGCCUAUGUGUACCAUCUGCAGCGUUUGAGGCACAACGCAGCUCCACGUGAGCGCUCCGACGUCGAGGAACUGCUUCUGAUGGACUUGGCCCACUCAAGCGUCUCGCUGUAUACCGAAAUCCGUCGCACAGCACAGACAGCCAACGAGUCUGCGGUCAAGUGCAUUGUCGGCUCGAGGCCCCUCGUGAUUCCGCCUCUUCUCAAGGCUUUUGAUGAAGCCGUCAAAAAGAAUGACUACCCUCGCAUCAAGGGCGCUAUGUUCUCAUUGCUGUUUGGUAGUCUGGCAAAGACGAUCUCGCGGAACUGGAAGUUCACACCUCAGCUGAUCAAGUCAUUCAUUGAAGUCACCGAAGCAGACAAGCCCUCCGUACAAAAGCUCGUAUCCAACGCAACGUUCCAAAUCAUGGAUAUGGGCAAGCCCCUCGAAAGGAUGGUGAUUCUCGAUGGAGAGAUCGUAGAAGCAAUUGUGGAGCACAUCGACAAGAGCCAGAUCGAAGAGUACAAGCCAAGGAUACCGAAGAAGCGCGAUGCUGUGAAGAACAAGCGGUCAAAGGUAGAGGCUAAGAAAGCAGAGCUAUCGGCAGAGCUUGUUGAGCAAGCCCGAUCAUCCCACUGGAAGAAGGCGAUCCGCACUGCAACCGUGGUAAUCAACCUCGGUAUGCGCUUCGAGAACAUUGCCUCAGAAGCCAUGAUUGAGCUUGCAACCAAGGGAACGAUCGAUCCUCAUCCGACUCUGCGUAGCUUGUAUCAAGGUGCGCUUCUUGGAUUCUUCCAGCUCGUGCAGACCCGAAGCCUUGCACAUCACAGCUACGAGAAGUAUAUCCUAGGUCAGGAGGAUGUCCCGGAGAAGAUUGCCGUACCAACACGCGCCGACGAGGACCCGUCGUGGACGGAUGACUAUCUUGCCAGCUUUGGCCAGCCUGAGGCCAAGUACUAUGUCGAUUUCGACUAUCCUGGCUGGUUGGUUUGGAACAAGACUAUGCCCGCUUUCUUGACGGAGACUAAAGGUCUCGAGUAUGACGAGGUUGAAACUAGGGUCAGGAAGCAGAUUGCAUCCAUUUUGGAUCGCAACUGGUUCUCAACAUACUUUGCGUAUCUGAAGCAAGAGCCGAGAGACUCGGGACAAGAUCGUUUCCGUAUGACUAGCGCGAUGAUGCUCACACAUGCGUUCGACCUCAUGUUCUCAGGGCUGACGGAGGUGUCAUUCGAUGACAUCAAGGAUCUCACAAAGUCCGUCUUUGCUGAUGGUACCGACAAGCAUCAGCAUCGCGCCACGUCCGAGAUCAUGGGUGCUUUGCUCUGCUGUGCUCCUGACUUGCCGACUAACCAGCGAACCCAGGUCUGGGAGUAUGUCUUCCCGCUGGUUCGCGGAAUUUUCCAAGAUGGGCUCACCCCUGAAAACUCUUCUUACUGGACGACCUUCCUUCAUAUUGCGCUGCAGGGUAAGGAUCCCAGACGGAGCUGGCCUCUCGUCGACGGCUUGGCUGCUUUCCGCUUGGACAUGACUUCAAGUCAGGCAUUCAAGGAAAGCUCCAAGAUCAAUCUGCUCCAGCAAACCGUCAUAGACUGUGGCUGGCACUUCCAGCUUGAGAAGCCCAUCCUUGAGGACUUUGUGAAGCAUCUCGAUCACCCUUACAAGGCUGUGCGUGAGGCCAUCGGCCAGACGAUUGCCAGCAUCUACCGCACCAGGUACCACGAGUCAUACCCGAAUGUGAAAGCGCUGGUCGACGCGCAGAAAGCCUCAUCUUCGAUCGGAGUGCGCCCCUACCAGCCUGAUGAGAAGUUCAGAGGAGUCAUCAACGACGUCUUCAGCAGGCUGGAGAAAUGGCGCAAGGAACGGCCCGCUGGUGAGCAGCAGCCGACAUCGUACACUCAAGCCGGCAAGACAGUCCUUCUUUGGCUCGAUUCAAACCUUUCAUCGUACGAGUGCACUCAGCUCGUGGAGUUCUUCCCGAACCUAUUCAUGGAGCAGCUGCUGCACAUGAUGGAUAUCAAGGAAGACCCUGAGCUUCAAUCUCUGGCCUACCACGUUUUCCGGCACUUGCCCAACAUUCCCCACCGCGCGGGCGAAGACCAGGAGUUCAUCAACUCCAUGAUCCGCAUCGGGCGCAACGCAACAUCGUGGCACCAGCGCUUGCGCGUGCUGAUCAACAUUCAAGUCAUCUACUUCCGCCGCCUCUUCCUCAUGACCGAAGAGCAGCAGCAGGCCCUCUUCGACUGCGUGUCGGCCAUGCUCGGCGACUCGCAGCUCGAGGUGCGGCUGGGGGCGCAGACGACACUGUCGGGCAUGAUCCGCUGCUCGCCGGUGGCGUUCCGCAGCCGGCAGGUCGAGGACCUGCGCAACCGCUUCACCAAGAUGCUGCGCGACAACCCGCUGCCCAAGCGCCGCGUCCCCGGCACCCCCACGCCCGAGCAGAACCGCCUCAUCCUCGUGCGCCACGCCGCCGUGCUCGGCCUCGGCGCCCUCAUCUCGGCCUUCCCGUACACGUCGCCGCCGCCCGCUUGGCUGCCCGAGGUCUUGGCCACGCUGGCGCUCAAGGCCGCUGGCGACCCGGGCACCGUUGGUAAGAGCGUGAAGUCGAUUCUUGCGGACUUCAAGAAGACGAGGCAGGACACCUGGCAUGUUGACGUCAAGGCAUUCGAACCGGAACAGCUUGAAGAUCUGGAAGGAGUGUUGUGGAAGAGCUACUUCGCGUAG
Lasiodiplodia theobromae is the source of this 5943-nucleotide messenger RNA. RefSeq names its product Armadillo-like helical protein. Gene Ontology annotation, molecular function: peptidase activator activity; proteasome binding. Gene Ontology annotation, cellular component: cytosol; nucleus. The record is from RefSeq and is a predicted model, not a curated record. Lineage: Eukaryota; Fungi; Ascomycota; Dothideomycetes; Botryosphaeriales; Botryosphaeriaceae. The coding region runs from base 1 to 5943 and encodes 1980 amino acids. Gene Ontology annotation, biological process: proteasomal ubiquitin-independent protein catabolic process. The transcript has 3 exons.